This is a messenger RNA of Pneumocystis carinii B80, 3201 nucleotides long. RefSeq lists its product as hypothetical. Lineage: Eukaryota; Fungi; Ascomycota; Pneumocystomycetes; Pneumocystales; Pneumocystaceae. The coding region runs from base 1 to 3201 and encodes 1066 amino acids. The record is from RefSeq and is a predicted model, not a curated record. The transcript has a single exon.
AUGGCACGGCCGGUUAAGAGGCAAGCAGCAGCACAAAAACAAGAUGACAUUAAGGAGGAACACCUUUUGGCUUUCAUUCUGAAGAAGGAGUAUAAAGAUGAAAAUAAUUGCAAAGGAGAACUCAAGAAAUAUUGUGAAGAGUUGAAGAAAGCAGAUGAGAAAUUCAGUGUGAAUGAGAAAGUUAAAGAAAUUUGUGGUGCUGGUGAUGAUACAAAACGAGACGGAAAAUGCACAGGCCUGAAAGCUAAAGUUGAAAAAGAAUUGGGAACUUUUGAUACGGAACUUGAAAAUGCAUUGGUAGAUAUAAAAGAUGAAAAUUGUAAAAAACAUGAAGAAAAAUGUAUACUUUUAGAAGAGACGGGUUAUAAUAAUCUUAAAGAGAACUGUGUCAAGUUGAGGGAAGGAUGUUACGAAUUGAAGCGUAAAAGGGUGGCAGAGGAGCUCCUUUUGAGGGCGCUCGGAGGGGAUGCUAAAGAAGAUGGUAAAUGUGAACUAAAGAUGAAAGAUGUUUGCCCAGUGUUGAGCCGAGAAAGCGACGAGUUGAUGUCUUUCUGCCUUGAUCCGACUGGAACGUGUGGAGAUCUGAAAACAAAAUUGGAUACUGUUUGUGGGCCUUUAAAAGAAAAGCUUAAAGAUGGCGAAUUAAAGGAAAAAUGUCAUGAAAGACUUGAGAAAUGUCAUUUUUACGGAGAAGCGUGUGAUGGUUCAAAGUGUGAUGAGGAUAAGAAGCAGUGCGAGGGAAAAGGAUUCACAUAUAAAGCACCGGAAUCUGAUUUUAGUCCUGUCAAGCCGAGGGCAUCGUUGUUGAUAAGUAUUGGGUUGGAAGAUGUUUAUAAAAGAGCUGAAAAAGAAGGAAUUCUUAUUGGAAAAGUAGGCGUGGAUCUACCAAAAAGGUUUGGUGAAGAUUUUCUGCAAGAUUUCUUGCUACUCUUGAGCGAAGAUGAGAAGAAUGAUGAUGCAACAAGUAAAUGCACUAAAGCGUUAGAAAAAUGUGAUGCUUCUAAGCACUUGGAUACUGAUUUUAAAGAGUUAUGCGGUGAUAAUGAUAAACAAAAGAAAUGCGAAGAAUUACUAAAUGUAAAAAAAGAAAGAUGUACAAAUCUCAAAUUAAAUCUUUAUCUGAAAGAUUUGUCUACAGAAUAUAAAGAAGAUAAAGAAUCAAAAGUUUUAUUCUGGAGAGAGCUUCCAACAUUAUUUACAAAGGGAGAGUGUGCAGAACUUGAGUCGGAAUGUUUUUAUUUAAAAAAGGCGUGUAAAAAUAAUAAGAUUGAUGAAGCAUGUCAAAAUGCAAGAGCAGCGUGCUAUAAAAUGGGACAAAAUAGGAUGUUAAAUAUGCUCUUUCGAGAGGGGUUGAAGGAGAAUCCUGAUUAUUUAAGAUAUUAUAACAAUCCUGAGAAUUGCAAAAAAAUUGUGGUAGAAAACUGUAAAAAACUUGAUAAAAAAUACCUUCCAAAGUGUCUUUACCCUAAAGAACUAUGUUAUCUUCUUUCAGAUGAUAUUUUUCUUCAAUCCAAAGAGUUAGGUGUGCUUUUGGAUGAUCAUAGAGAUUUUCCAUUUGAAAAGGAUUGUCUUGAGUUGGAGGAGAAGUGUGAUGAACUUCAAACUUAUUCAUAUUUGAAUUCUAAAAAGUGUGAAACAUUGAGAAGGCGCUGUGAAUACAUUAGAGUUUCAGAGGGAUUUAGAAAAGUAUUUUUAGAAAGAAAAGAUCAUGCAUUAUAUAAUGAGCAAAAUUGUACGGAGGUGUUGCAUGAGAAAUGUGAAGCUUUAUUUAGGAAAAGGAGGAAUCCAUUUGGGUUUUCAUGUGCUUUGCCAGAAGAAACAUGUGAAUAUAUGGUAGCCCGUACAAAAGAUGAAUGUAGUAGUUUAAGAGCCAAUAUCAAGAAUGAAAAAAUCCUAGAAGAAAUUGAAAAAGCAAAUAAAAAUGAAACAGCACUUGAAGAACUCUGCACAACAUGGGGCCGACAUUGUCACCAACUUGUGAAGAAUUGUCCGGAUCAAUUGAAAGAAAAUAACAAUGAUCAAAACUGUGAAAAACUCGAUGAAAAAUGCAGGGAUACUUUUGAAAAGUUGAAAGCGAAGGAUAAGCUGAUUCAUCUGUUGAAAGGCAGUCUAAGAAAUGAUACUAUAUGUAAAAAAACAUUAGGAGAGCGUUGCGCUGAGUUGGAAAAGAAUGAUACAUUCAAAAUUCUGCUUACUAAGUGUGAAGCUAAUGCCUUGGGAACUGUUUGCGCGGAAUUAGUUAAAAAAGUAAAAGAGAGAUGUCCUACUUUAAAAACCGAACUGAAUAAAGCGAAAGAUGAGUUGAAGGGAAAGAAAGAUGAAUACGAUGAGCUCAAAAAGGCGGCAGAAAAAUCUACAAAGGAAGCUAAGUUAUUGCUAUCAAGACCUAGACAAACUGUAAUGCCAAGUGCGCAGAAUAGCAGUGGUUCUGUACCAGCACAGCCACCAGCAGCACCAGCAGCACCAGAAGCAGGAUCAUCUUCAUCACCACAAGGGCCACCUUCAUCACCAGAAUCAUCUUCUACAUCAAGUGGAACACCAGGCACAGCAGAUGGAACGACGGGCCCUGCAAAACUUGGACUCGUUAAAAGAGCAUAUGUAGAUGGAGGUGUAUCAGAAGUAGAGGUCAAAGCAUUUGAUGCAACGACGAUAGCAUUGGAAUUGUAUUUGGAAUUGAAAGAAGAAUGCAAUGCUUUACAACUAGAUUGCGGUUUUAGAGUGGAAUGUCCAGAUACUAAACAAGCUUGCGAAAAUAUAGACACUUUAUGUAAACUGGAACCAUUAGAAAUUAAGCCUCAUCAUACAGAGACGCAAAAAGAAAUCUCAACCACUACGACGACCACUACAACGACCACUACCACGACUACUACCACGACUACUACGACAACAACUACGACAACCAAACCGGGAAGUGGAGGAAAAGUAACAGAAGAGUGUACAAUGAUACAGACGACAGAUACAUGGGUGACGAGUACGUCAUUGCAUACGAGUACGACAACGAGUACGUCAACGGUGACGUCGACAGUGACGUUGACCUCGAUGCGCAAGUGCAAGCCUACCAAAUGUACCACCGAUUCAACCAAAGAGACAGACAAAGGAGGAGAAGAAGAAGAAGUGAAACCAAAUGAUGGGAUGAAAAUAAGAGUUCCUGAUAUGAUUAAAAUAAUGUUGUUGGGAGUGAUUGUUAUGGGGAUGAUGUAA